AUGGCCUUUCGUUUACUUUUUCGAGGCUACACGAGUACAGGCGCCUUUAGGCCUGGAUUUCAUCACAGGUUUGUGGAACGUUACGUUGCCAAUGGCCGAUUUGGGUCCAUACACAGAGGCUUCUCCUCCCAUUCGGAGGCUCAGAGACUCAAACUGCCGAGGCGUGGCCUCGAUAUAGCGGUGCCUGGAAGGGAACGGAGCGUUGGAAGGUGGCUCUUGUCCUGCGCUGGGCUCACUGCCGGGGUUAUGACCAUUGGAGCCUACGUCAGACUCAAUGAAAGUGGCCUCUCGAUGCUGGACUGGAAGUUUCUGGGACUCCCGCUGCCUUCCACCGAACAAGAGUGGAACAAACACUUUGAUCGCUACAAGGAAACACCAGAGUACAAGAGCGUGCAUUACGACAUUACGCUCGAGGAGUACAAGAACAUCUUUGUAAACGAGUGGGUACACAGGAUGGCUGGAAGGAUCUCUGGAGCUGUCUUUGCCGGAGGAUUCGUCUACUUCACCCUCACCAAGGCCCUGAAACCAGCUGGUAAAGUUCUAGCCGCAGCAAUUGGUGCGUUGGGAGUUUCCCAGGCAUUCAUCGGCAAGUGGAUGGUGGCUAGUGGCUUUGAGGAGCCAACAACUGAAAACAAGACCCCUAGAGUAUCUCCCUACAGGCUCACUCUGCACUUUUUAGAUGCGCUUGGAAUCUACUCGUUAUGUCUUUGGAACGGAUUGAAUUUACUAUCAAAACCAGAGGUGUUAGAAAAAGUGGGAAAUGUCGCCAAGGUUAAGGGGUGGAUGAGAAGAACCGCAAUUUUUGCGCUCUUUACUAUGGCGUACGGAACACUUGUCGCCGGAAAUGAUGCUGGGUUGGCAUGCAAUACCUGGCCAAAGAUGAUGAAUAAAUACAUUCCGGAUGAAAUUGCCAAUAUUGAAUCCAAAAGGCAGUGGUUUGAAAACGGAAUGAUCGUACAGUUUGUGCACCGUUGCAUGUCCUAUCUCACGUUUGCAUCCGCUCUCUGUGCACUAACUUCAGCAAAAUCUGGAGUUCCAGUCGUUGCAAAAAAGGCAGCCAUGGGGGUUUUCCAUGCAUCAAUGCUCCAAAUCGCACUCGGAAUCAUCACUGUCGUAAACCAGGUUCCUCUACACGGCGCUCUAUCGCAUCAUGCAAAUGCUCUUAUACUCUGGAGUAUCUUGCUCAACGCAUUACGUAAAUUUUAA
Messenger RNA from Theileria equi strain WA, 1206 nucleotides. Its product is annotated as cytochrome C oxidase assembly protein, putative. Gene Ontology annotation, biological process: heme A biosynthetic process. The record is from RefSeq and is a predicted model, not a curated record. Gene Ontology annotation, cellular component: mitochondrial inner membrane. Gene Ontology annotation, molecular function: oxidoreductase activity, acting on NAD(P)H, heme protein as acceptor. NCBI's taxonomy places the organism in Eukaryota, Apicomplexa, Aconoidasida, Piroplasmida, Theileriidae. The coding region runs from base 1 to 1206 and encodes 401 amino acids. The transcript has 4 exons.